This is a messenger RNA of Thermothelomyces thermophilus ATCC 42464, 2162 nucleotides long. RefSeq lists its product as uncharacterized. Gene Ontology annotation, biological process: protein histidyl modification to diphthamide; transmembrane transport. The coding region runs from base 317 to 1957 and encodes 546 amino acids. The transcript is spliced from 2 exons. The record is from RefSeq and is a predicted model, not a curated record. NCBI's taxonomy places the organism in Eukaryota, Fungi, Ascomycota, Sordariomycetes, Sordariales, Chaetomiaceae. Gene Ontology annotation, cellular component: fungal-type vacuole membrane. Gene Ontology annotation, molecular function: transmembrane transporter activity; 2-(3-amino-3-carboxypropyl)histidine synthase activity.
CUGAGUUCCUAAAAAAAAAAAAGCAUCUGCCAUCACGUCAUCAAACUGUUUUCUUGUGUCAAUUGAUAGGGUUCAAUCUUCAUCUCUGCUGCACUCCGCCGUGGUUACAAAUCUUCCGGAUUCAUCAGGCCGGAACGCGAAAAUUGGUCUUCACCUCCGACCAGGACCACGCGAAACAAAACCAAUUAUUAUAAGGACCCGUAGGGAGAAAGUGGCACCCUUCAGGGGGGCUGUCGGGGACCGAGCCGAAUCCACCCUACGCCGGCUUUCCCGGCGCCUGUUAUCGCGGUAGCCGAUAGGGACAGGCCGCGAUAAGAUGGGGGAGAAGAACGAUGGGGUAAGGCCGGCGGUCGCUUGCCUUAGCGACGCCAGCUACACGGCCAGCGACUCGUCCGCCCUCUCCCUCUCCUUGCCUGAUCCCAAAAAGGCCGGGUUAAUACCGGACUCCACCUCCAGCGACACCGUUUCCGCCGAUAAGCCCGGGACCUUCCAGAAGGACAACACCACCACCUCCGCCAUCACCGAGGGAAAACAAGCCAGCUCGGACAGCCCCAGCGACGAGGAUGGUGAUUACAACAAGCACAAGCACAGAAACAACAAUACCAACAACCAUAAGAAUGAUGAUGAUAAUAAUAAUAAUGACAACAAUGAUGGCUGCGGCGUCGAUGACGACCUCCCCACCGGCGCCGCCCUGACCCUGCACCCCUCGGCGGCGACGACGGUGGACUUCCCCGAGGGCGGGCUGACGGCCUGGCUGGUCGUCUUGGGCUCCUUCUGCGCCAUGCUGUCGCUCUUUGGCCUGAUCAACUCGGCCGCCGUGUUCGAGUCGUACUUCACCACCCACCAGCUGGCCCACAAGACGUCGUCCGAGAUCGGCUGGAUCUUCAGCCUCUACCUCUUCAUCGUCUUCUUCGUCGGCAUCCAGGUCGGGCCCGUCUUUGACCGGUUCGGCGCCCGCGUGCUGGUCGCCGCCGGCAGCGGGCUGAUCUUCCUGAGCUUGCUGCUGCUGAGCUGGUGCGAGGAAUACUACCAGAUCAUCCUCACGUACUCGGUCCUCGGAGGCCUGGGGGGUGCGCUGCUGAACAGUCCGGCUUACGGAGCCAUAGCGCACUUCUUCAACGUCCGCCGGGGGCUGGCGACGGGGAUCGCGACCACCGCCGGCGGCGUCGGCGGGGUCGUGUUUCCCGUCCUGCUCAGGGCGCUGCUUCCGGGCGUGGGGUUCGCAUGGAGCUGCCGCGUCCUCGCCUUCAUCAUGCUGGGCCUGGCCGUCCCGUCGAAUCUCUUUAUCAAGACGCGUCUGACGCCCGCCAAGGGCCAGGACGGCCGGCGCAAGGUGCAGUCGGUGUGGCCCGACUUCAGCGUCUUCACGGAUGCCCGGUUCGCUUUCGCCUCCAUCGGCAUCUUCUUCAUGGAGUGGGGCUUGUUCGUGCCCCUGACGUACAUCGUCUCGUACGCGGUCGCCCACGGCCAGGACGCCACGGAGAGCUACCUGCUCCUGUCGUACCUGAACGCCGGCUCGGUGCUCGGCCGGGUGCUCCCGGGUUUCCUGGCCGACCGCCUCGGGCGCUUCAACGUCAUCAUCGUGACCAUUGCGCUGUGCGUCAUCACGGUGCUGGCGCUGUGGCUGCCCGCGGGCAGCUCGCAGGCGAUGCUGAUCGCGUACGCGGUGCUUUUCGGGAUCGCGAGCGGGAGCAACCUGGGGCUGGUGCCCGUCUGCCUCGGCCAGCUGUGCGAUCACCGACGGUACGGACGCCUCUUCUCGACCGCCAUGAUGGUGGCCAGCUUCGGGACUCUCAGCAGCGUGCCGAUCGGCGGCGCCAUUUUGGAUUUGGGAUCGUCAGAGAGCGCUUGGAGGAACCUGGUCAUCUUCGCGGGCGUGUCGUACUUUGUCGCGCUAGGGUGCUACACCACUGCCCGAAUUCUGGGGGCUGGAUGGGAUCCGCGUGAGAUUUUCUAAUUGAGCUGCGGAGAUGUCGGAUAGAUAUAGAGAGGGUUUUUUUUUACAAGGUGCUUGGAUGGUGCAUCAGCGGCAGCGAAAAUUCAUAUGGGGUAUCUAAUUAGCAUAGAACGUAGUCUACACAGUAGAGCAAGUCGAGAACCACAAUUAAUGUCAACGUAAAUACGAUGCACAGUAGUUACUUCAUCAUUGGUUGAUGCAAGCC